Molecule: messenger RNA, 4191 nt
Organism: Ceutorhynchus assimilis (cabbage seed weevil)
Lineage: Eukaryota; Metazoa; Arthropoda; Insecta; Coleoptera; Curculionidae
Source: the annotation of a GenBank genome assembly
AAAAAUACAAACUUUUUUUGACGUUCGCUCUCAAAAUUUGAUGUUUCAUUUUUAACACUAGUGCUAUAGACUUUAUGGCACUAGUGCAAUAAAGUAACAUUUUUAAUGCUUCGAGGGGGUGUUCAAAAUUGCAUUUUUAACACGUUUGUAGAAAAAAUAAAUUAAUGUUUUUUAAAAAGUGAUUUCAAGAGUUUUUGAGAUAACAUAUCUACCAGUCUACACCUGUAAAUUCAAAGUCAAGUUUGAAACAUCUAUCAAAAUUUGGAGAUGCUUAUAUUGGAUGUGGAUAGCUGGUGUGCUUUUAUUUGAAUAUUUUCAGAAGUCACACGUCAGAUAACGUAAAACUGUGUAGGAAGAUUGUUUCAAGAAUGAAAAAAAAUUAUCCGACUUCCGCUCAAAGAACCAAUCCCUCAGAUGAGCACGACGAGACAGCAUCGCCUUCAAAUCCAAGACCCCCAAUUGUUCACCAACCUACAAGGAGACCAAUCCAAAAUUUGAAUCCACGAACUUACAGAGAUUUUGAUUUUGGUUGGAUGCCACUGCCUAAAAACAUUCAAAAUUGCCCUGCAGGAUUGGAAUACCUUGCCACCAUUGAUCAACUACUAGUGCGUCAAGAACUUGAAUUUUUAGAAAUUGUAACUGGGAUAGAAACUGAAAACAGAUAUACGAUCAAAAACGCUACAGGCCAAAAAAUAUACUAUGCCCAGGAAGAAAGUAAUAUUUGUAACAGAUUAUGUUGCUAUAAUAAUAGAGAAUUCAACAUGCAUAUAUUUGACCAGUUCGGAUACGCAGUUAUUAGACUCUAUAGACCUUGGCUUUGCUGUCUUCAAAGCCUGGCCGUAUUUUCUCCUCCAAAUAACUUUAUAGGCGCAAUAGAGCAAAAAUGUCCUACGUGUAUUCCCAUUUUUGAAGUCAAAGAUGUGACUGGUAUUACUGUGCUAAGAAUUGAAGGGCCAUGCUGUACUUCGAGUUGUUUCAAUGAUGUUGAUUUUAAAAUUGUGACUGGCGAUGGGAGACAGCAGAUCGGUGUAAUAACCAAACAGUGGUCUGGUUUGGCGAGGGAGCUGUUUACUGAUGCAGAUUAUUUUGGAAUUAGGUUUCCCAUGGAUUUAGAUGUUGCAAUGAAGGUGGUCAUGUUGGGAGCUUGUUUUCUGAUUGAUUUCAUGUACUUUGAAAAUGAACGGCCUACUCCUGUCUAUCCAUAUGCUUAUACAUAGUACUGCACAAGCUGUCAGCUUUUCGAUGAUAUUGUUUUGAAUAAAUCAUAUUAUGAAAAUAUGACACAUGAAACUUUGUAAUAAAAAAUAAACAUGCAAUUAUCGUUGAUUAUUAACCAAAUUUAAAAAAUAAAACCAAAACGUAUUAAGCAUUUUAUUGCACAUGAAAAAAUCUUGAGAUUCAUAAAUAUCUUCUCAACAAAGUGGAAAAUUAUUCAAUAAUCUUAGCUAGGUAAUCGAUUUUUGAAGUGGCCCCGCUUGAGGAUUUUAACGCAUUUAGGCAAAGGAACAUGGUUAUUUCAAAAAUUGUCAAAUAAAAAUUAUAGUUAAAAUAUCCUAAUUAUUUGAAGCAAUACAGCUCAAAUUAAUACGCUAAUUAAAUUUUUCAUGUAAAAUGUCAAUUUAUCAGGUAAAUCUCACUCGAAACUUUCUGAUGAUCAAUCAUUUCAAUCGUUAUGUUCACCAGUACUCAGCAGCUAACUUGAAGUUGGUAAGCGUACAUUUUUUCCGCUUAGAGAAAUCGGUAGCAGCUGACAAAAAGCGGCUUUUACUGAGUGCCGCUGAACACGAUUGUUGUCCCAACUACCUCUGGUGAACGUACCCAUAUCUCAUUUUUAUUGUAAUGUUGAUUGUAAUAUUAAAAAAAAAUUAUUACAAAAAGAAAUUGGAAGAGCUCUAGCUAAAUUUUUGAUUAUUUUUGUGCGAACUGCCGAACUACUAACUAUGAAUACAUUACUUAACAAUAAUUAUCAUACAUACAUAUCACAUAUAAUAUGACAGUGAAGAAUACAACAUAGUUUUAUAAACGACACAAAUGGUCUAGUUGGUUUCUCAAUGGUAUUUCUGUUCAUUAUAUGAAUUCAAAAUAUUUUCACACUCCUUCGUAAAACACAUUGAUUUGGUGGAGGAAAUUUUUACUGUACAUACCAGUAAAUCUCUGGAUAAGUUAAAAUGUUUGUAUAUUAAUAUUUUAAAAUUUAAAAAUAAUUGUAACAGUUGCAAAGUCAUAUGAACUAUCAGAAAAACCAUUUAGACACUACUUAUUAUUCGUUCACAAUCCGAUGUCCACUGGUACAGGUAAAAUGUAUCACCUUUCAAUGCUAUUUGAUAGGGGAAGGUGAUAAAUUUACCUGCACCUUUGGACAUCGGAUUGUGAACAGAAUUUAAAUCAGUACCAGAGUAAAGAGAUGAAGAAAAGUGGAAAAAGUGUAAUACAUAACUUGGAACAUAGUGCUCUUGGACUUGGUCCAUGACUGCACUUACAUCCCUUAGGUAAUCUAGAUAACUAUAGUUACGAAGCAAUUAAAUUAAAAAUGUUUCUAAAAUAAGUCAAAUAGGCUGAACUAAAACACUUUGUGACAAUAAUAUGUCGAAUGAAAUGAUGUAUUACUUUAGUGGGACUUGAAACUGAAUUUAUUUCGUUUUUUGAUUAUAGUCAAUUUUAGCAUUUUCCUAGAUUGUAAUAAUGUAAUGCAUUUCAGGCAGUUAUUUAACUAGGAAUCUGUGGAUGGAUCUCAAAAUGCAAUUUCAAAAUAUUGUUUCUAAUACCAAAUACUAAGAGUAUUUUGUCCUUCGAAAAAACUAAAGCCUGUUUCAGAGGGCCACACGAAAGUUUCAGUAGAUCAUUAUCUACAUACAAACAAACAUUGCAUCUCAAUCACACACAAUAUAAAAAUGUUUAUGCUAGCUAAAUCUAAAAACUAAAAAUGUGGAAUGUUAUAUUUUAUGAAAAACUAUCAAAUAACGAUCAGUCUGGGAAUAUUCUCAUAUUCAAAGAACAUACUAUGUGCUGUCUUCAAACAGCUGGAAUUUCCAAAUCAACGUUUUUCAAUAGGCGAUUUUAAGUGGAUCUGACUGUCUUAAUAAUUCGAGUGUUAUUCAGAUCAAUUCACUUUGACGACAAUCUGUCCACUAGAAUUCCAACUUAGAAAAAAAGAUAUUCCUUUUUUUUUGACAAAUAUCUACCUAUCUACUUAGAGGCACUGAUAAUGUUUUCUUAUGAUUAUUAAGCACAUAUUUCUUGUAUCUUUAUCAAUCUAUACAAGGGUUUAAACGCAAUCUAAAUGCCACUACAUUUUACACAAAUAGGAGUAAAAUCAAUAUUAGCGCAUUUAUACUCAGGAUACCCUGUAAAUAUAAUUUAUAAUACUAAUAACAACUAGUUUUUCUUUUUGGAACACUGCUCACAACUCAUGUUUUGGUUUGGCCUUAUUUUAAAAUGUAGAACAAACAUUGAACAAAUAAUUUUAAAACUAAAUGACAUAUGUAUUAUUUAUUCAUUCAAUUCGCCUCAAAUUUUUAAAUUAUUAUUUUUUUAAAUUUGAAAAAGUCUGUGUUGCUAUUCCAAUAAGUAUAAGCUUAUAUAAACAAAACAUGAUUUAUUAAAAAGUAAAAUUUUGAUCCAUUCAAAUAUAAGGCCAAACCCAAUAAGAUUAAACUCACUCGUAUUUUAAGGAAGCCAAUUUUGUAAAAAAUAUUAAUUAGCGCCUUCGCAUCUCAUCUGCACUAAAUUAUGAUUGCAUUAUUUUGUUUUAUAGUCGAGUAUUCCUAAAUAUAAUCUACUCUUUGACAUUUUGACAAAAAUAUUCGAUAUGUUUUUCUAUUGCAGCCCAUAUUGUCUUAUUAUAAAAUAAAGUCUAAUAAGUAGCUGUAUCUAUUAACUGAAAAAUAUUGUUGCUGAACAUUAUUAUAAUUAUUUGCACUGAAUACUAAGAAACAUUAGCUUGAAAAUUUAGUUGCAAUUAUUGUUUUUUAUUGGAAAAAAACUCCAUAUUUAGUCUCCAAAAAAAACUUGUACAAAAUGUAUUAUGCGCGUUAUAAGUUUUGUGGUUGUACAACAGUGUUGUUGUUAAGGCGAAUUGGGGUUUCAUUGUUGGAAUUUUCAUCUGGCGAGAUGUCGUUUCGGUGGCUUGGGCCUUCAAAUCCGGGAUUCAAAAUUAUAUUUGGGACUAGUUCUAUUAUUUCCGGCUCAUCU